AUAUCCCGAGGGGGGCGGGGUGCAGCAGCUGCUUCCCCAGAAGCGGCAUCUACCAACGGUCUCUCUACGAGAAACUCCUGAGCUAGGUUGGGAAGCGAGGAGAUGGCGGCCGCCUGCCCUUCUCUGGCGGCGCCGGCAGCGAAGUUCGUGGUGGUCGGAGGGGGCAUCGCGGGUGUCACCUGUGCCGAGCAGUUGGCUAGUCAUUUUCCAUCAGAAGAAGUUCUCUUGGUAACAGCUUCUCCUGUUAUUAAAGCAGUUACAAAUUUUAGGCAAGUUUCCAAAACAUUGGAAGAAUUUGAUGUUGAAGAACAACCAAAUGCUAUUUUAGAAAAACACUUCCCAAACAUUAAGGUUUUAGAGUCUGGAGUAAAGCAGCUCAAGGGGACAGAGCAUUGCAUUUUAACAGAAGAUGGCAAUCAAUAUAAAUAUGAGAAACUCUGUCUGUGUGCUGGAGCUAAACCAAAGUUAAUAUCUGAAGGAAAUCCAUAUGUAUUAGGAAUCCGUGAUACAGACAGUGCUCAGGAAUUUCAAAAAGAACUCACUAAAGCUAAAAGAAUAACAAUUGUUGGGAAUGGGGGCAUUGCACUUGAGUUAGUGUAUGAAAUUGAAGGUUGUGAAGUGAUUUGGGCUAUUAAAGACAAGGCAAUUGGUAAUGCUUUCUUUGAUGCUGGAGCAGCAGAAUUCCUGACCUCAGAGCUCACUUCUAAAAAAUCUGAAGCUAAAAUUAUGUGUAAAAGAACCAGAUACACAAUAGAGGAAAGUGAAAAGGAAGCAAGUGCCUUAGCUAAUGCUGGUAAUCUCGGCAGCGCCUUGGGACCUGAUUGGCAUGAAGGUCUGAAUCUCAAAGGGACAAAAGAGUUUUCCCACAAAGUUCACAUUGAAACCAUGUGUGAAGUUAAAAAAAUUUAUCAUCAGGAAGAAUUUAAGCAACUGAAGAAAACCUCCUUGACUUUUCCUAGAGAUUUUCAGGAUAUAUCAGCUGAUAAAGAUACGUGGCCUGUGUAUGUCGAAUUGACCAAUGAGAAGAUAUAUGGCUGUGAUUUUAUUGUCAGUGCAACUGGGGUCAUGCCAAAUGUUAAGCCUUUCCUCGAUGGCAACAAUUUUAUGCUAGGUGAAGAUGGUGGCCUGAAAGUAGAUGACCAUAUGCGUACAUCACUUCCCAAUAUCUAUGCUGCAGGUGAUAUCUGUACUGCAUCAUGGCAACCUAGUCCAGUCUGGCAGCAGAUGAGGCUGUGGACUCAAGCUAGACAGAUGGGGAACUAUGCAGCAAAGUGCAUGGCUGCAGAUACUCUGGGAGACUCUAUUGACAUGGAUUUCAGUUUUGAACUUUUUGCUCAUGUAACAAAAUUUUUUAACUAUAAGGUUGUACUGUUGGGAAAAUACAAUGCUCAAGGCUUAGGUUUAGAUCAUGAAUUAAUGCUGAGAUGUACCAAAGGACAAGAAUAUGUUAAAGUGGUCAUGCAAAAUGGACGGAUGAUGGGAGCCAUUCUAAUUGGUGAAACAGACUUGGAAGAAACAUUUGAAAAUUUGAUUUUAAACCAGAUGAACCUUUCAGCAUAUGGAGAGGAUUUGCUAGAUCCAAAUAUUGAUAUAGAAGAUUAUUUCGACUAAAAAAUAUUUACUUUAAGCCACUGGAAAUAAGAAUUUCAUGUCAAAACAGAAAGUUGAAUCAUUGUAGCAACUUAGAUGAUAAACAUCAUGCUGAAGUUAAAAUAUGCAAGUGUCUUAAUGAUGAAUAUUUUUAUGGAAAAAUGUGAAAUUCAUUUAAAAUAUAAGCGUACCCAGCUAAUUUUUGUGUUUUAAUACUGUAUUAUUACUGAUCAACUCGAACACGUAACUAUAGUUUGGAAGUAUGUGCUUUACAUUUCACAAAAUCUUAGGAUCCCUUAAAGAAAGAACCCUAGAGGCAAUCUAGGCAAAUCUCUACCUAAACAAGACUCUCCCCUCUGCAUUCAUACUCAACAACUAGUUAUCUAGCCUUGGCGUGAAGACUUCAGGUAAGGGUAUGUGUCAUUUGAAAAUAUAUGGGGGUGCCCAUCUAAUGUUUUAGGCUUUAGGGAACUUAGCUGGGGUUUCUAAUAUAU
Messenger RNA from Dromiciops gliroides (monito del monte), 2084 nucleotides. RefSeq names its product pyridine nucleotide-disulphide oxidoreductase domain 1 (gene PYROXD1). NCBI's taxonomy places the organism in Eukaryota, Metazoa, Chordata, Mammalia, Microbiotheria, Microbiotheriidae. The transcript has 12 exons. The record is from RefSeq and is a predicted model, not a curated record. Bases 103 to 1611 code for a protein of 502 amino acids. Gene Ontology annotation, molecular function: flavin adenine dinucleotide binding; oxidoreductase activity.